This is a messenger RNA of Trypanosoma cruzi, 1245 nucleotides long. RefSeq lists its product as uncharacterized. Lineage: Eukaryota; Euglenozoa; Kinetoplastea; Trypanosomatida; Trypanosomatidae. The record is from RefSeq and is a predicted model, not a curated record. The coding region runs from base 1 to 1245 and encodes 414 amino acids. The transcript has a single exon.
AUGUCUGUGCUUAAGGCGGAGUUGCAGCGGGAAUUGCCGCUCCACCCGGAACCAAACAUGCUGGACCUUUACAUGACACGGUAUGACUACGACUACAAUCGAGACAUGGGCGAGACGGGCACCGGGGAAGGCACAUCUGGUGACGACGACGAGGGCAGUGUGAGUGGUGAUGUGCGCAAUCGACCCAUCUUUCGCUUUUGCCAGUCACUGGAAGGCUCCAACAACACAACUUACCUCACAGACUACGUGCGUCAUGACAGGGGUGUGAAGGAUCUUACGGGUCUUUUGCGCACGGCAUGUGGGGAGCAUGAUGUGGCCUCCGCCUUUGUGAGGGAUUACUAUCCCCCGGGCUUGAGGAAGCACGCCACGGAGAACGGUGCCCACCCAAUUUCAGUAUAUAAGAAAGAUUACACACACAGCGGCCGUGUCCCUAAGGGCAAGCCAAGCCUUUAUGCUGGCUCCCGCACCGCUGCAUUUGACCCAAAUUUUCUCCUUAUCCCAACAACAGAACAGGACCUUAGGGCGGAGGCGGUUUUGCCGCCAAAGAUCACAUCCAAGGAGUCUCUCCUGCCGAAAAUUUGCCCGUCAGAGGACAACCACAGUAAAGAGGGAACUUUGUUCGCGUCGCGCAGGCCACAGCUGACUAUUGCGGAUGGACCGCCGACGGACUACUAUUGCACGUCGUGGGUGUACGGUGACAGGAGCCUAGCCUACCCGAGCCAGUUACCACGUAGCAUUGAGGAGUCCCCUAAUGCGCACCUCAUAGGAACGAUGGACGACAAGGCAGCCUUGCUCUCUCUCCUUGCGGGGAAGAAAAAGAGGGUUGGCAAACCCUACCCGAUGGAAGACGAGACAAAUCCCAUUCCAAUUCGGAAGAUUGAGCAGCCCUACUGCGGGGUGACACGACGGCUUGAAAACGAAGGACACGUCAAUAUGAGCAUUUACCGAAGUGACCACAUCCAUCAAGGAAUGUUGCCGGAGCUGCCGGACGCGGUGGCGUUGGCUGGAGCUGAUACAGUGGGAGCCAGUGGGGAACGGCGGUUGGCAUGCGCGGGGGAGAUGUUAGCAGGUACUCUCACGCGCUAUACAAAGAAGAUUCAAUCCCUGCGCAACUCCCAUGGCAACCUUUUGAAGGAAAAUCCUGACCCGAAGAUUGUAGACCCAUAUACAUGGAGACAAAUAAAAUCCAUUGAGAAGCGUAUUGCUGUAGACAAGGCGGAUCCACAUCGUCACAAAUUGCAUUAA